UAUUUAUUUUCGUAUAAAAAUUUAUAUAUAAAUAAUUUAGAAACAAAUAGAACAAAUGUGUAUAUGUGUGAUUUGAGAUUGUGCGUGAUUUAAAAGACUAAAAAAACAAUAAACAAAACCCGACCGCCAACAUAACCUCCAAUUAAUGGUCCAUGGAUAGAAAAGCCAUAUAUGUGUCUCCAGCAACUCGAGAAUAUUUUGUAUAUGUUUAUAAUUUUGGUCUGAAAUGAGUUUCCUUAAGCCGAAAGAUGUAAUAGACGAAGGAGAUACUGUCAUCCUGUAUAUAAGUGUAAAUUCUAUGCACGUCAUAGAAGCCACCCCAACCAUAGUUAAUAAGAAAGGCGAAACUAUUGAGCAUAUAUUCCAAACCUCAUUUGGAGCCCUGAAAGUACGAAACAUCAUCGGUGUAAAAUAUGGAAGUCGUGUAGAAUUGUCUAAAGGCUAUGCUUAUGUACUGCUGCCCAAUCCUGAACUAUGGACACAAACAUUGCCACAUCGAACCCAAAUCAUCUAUACACCCGAUAUUAGUAUGAUACUACAUCAACUUGAAGUGCGUCCAGGUUCGAUUGUUAUAGAGUCUGGAACAGGGUCGGGAUCAUUAUCUCACUAUUUCCUAAGAGCCGUUAAGCCACAUGGCCACCUGCACACAUUCGAUUUUCACGAAGCAAGGGCUAAUCAAGCUCGAGAUGAAUUUAAACAUCAUGGACUGGGUGAUUUUGUUACCGUCUAUCACCGGGAUGUUUGCGAAAAUGGUUUCGGCGAAGAGUUAAACGGUAAAGCGGAUGCUGUAUUUUUGGAUUUACCCGCACCUCAACUUGCUGUUCCCCAUGCUUAUAAAGCAUUAAAAGAUAGCGGUGGCCGAUUUUGUUCAUUUUCUCCUUGUAUAGAACAGUCACAACGUUGUUGUGCGGCUUUACAAGAACUCGGCUUUACGGAAAUUCAAUCCUACGAAAUUCUGCAACAAGAGGAUAUUGUAAAGACAAAAACAUUUCCCGUUAUGAAUUUGGAAUUUCUCAAAACAGAGAAAGAUACGUCUUCGAGUACGAAACAACCAAAAGAAACAAUGAAAAUUUUAACUUCAUCGGCUCCUCCCACUCAGCCUGGCCAUACAGGAUUUUUAACGUUUGCAACUCUGCAACCAGCAUUUCUUAGAUAGUUUUUAAUUGUACAUGGUACAAUUGUAUUUAAAUAAACAACAAAUAUAAUUGUAAUUGCAAUGGCAAAAAACAUUCAUUGAUUUUACAGUGUUACCUAAAAUUCGACGUACUCAGUCGAAGUUUUUCACCACCAUACAAGUAAAACACAAUUUACCCAAGUAUAGGACGUAUGAAAGAUACACACAAUUCAAAUUUAAUAAAACCUUGGACGGAUUCUUUUAAAUUCUGAAUGAAAAACAGUUGUCACUUAUACCUUAAUAAAUAUACCUUUGAUAUGUGAUGAUUUGUCAAAAACAUAUGUUUUGUGCAUUGUAGAGAAAUACAGGGUGAGAUAAAAAAAACCGCAACAAAGUCAAACGCCACAAUUUUGAAAUUUCUUUAAAUUAUUCAAUAUAAAGCAAAAAUGUCGGAAAUAGCAUCAAAUUUUAGAAUAAGUUUAGAUUUUUUCGAAUUGGUCACCUUUGGCACGAACUAUGGCCUUUAAACGGCCAAUGAAACCGUCACAGGCUGCCCGAAUUUUGCUCUGCAGUAUUUUGGCCCAUUUCCGGCGAAGCGUUUGCUUGAGGUGAUCGAUACUUUGUCAUUUUUUAGUGCCAACCUUGCUUUCCGAAAAAUACUCCAGACACAAUAGUCCAACGGAUUGGUAUCCAGAGGUUUUGGUGGCCAUUGUGCGCUGGAAAUGAAGCGAGGAAACUCAUUUUGUAAUCAUUCUUGGGUGGUGCGUGCUGAGUGCGAUGGUGCUGAGUCCUGUUGGAAAGUCCAAGGUCUGCGAACAAAAUGUUUCCGUGCCCAAGAUUUUAAUACACCCUCCAGAGUAUUUUCGCGAUAAUAUUCGGCAUUUAUUCUGAUGCCACGGUCGAUUAAUACGAGCGGAGAACGACCAUCGGCUGUUAUGGCGGCCCACACCAUCAUCAUGGCCGGCGCUUGAGUUCUGGUGGCCAACUGAAGGUGCACAUUUUCAGCUGACCUCUUUGGUUUACAAACUGCUGGACAACGAAAAAAAAAAAACAUUGGAGAAAACAAAUUCGGCAGUUCACUACUUUCGACCAAGCAAAGCGCAAAUUUUUUAGAUCUUUUGAGUCUAUUUUCUUUCUGUUGCGGUAUAAGUUCUUGCACUUUUUGGAAUUUCGAUAUGUUCAGCUCACGAGCCAUUUUUCGGCCACUGCGACGCGGUUUCGAUCAAGUCGCUUCUUUACUUUUCGAACCAUUUCUGUUUAUGUUGCUGUUUUCUUCCGUCCACUUCCGUGACGUCGGGCUACGCUACCAGUACCAGUAUCACAGUAACGAGUGAUAGUACGAGACACAAACGAUUUAUUCACAUUUAAAUGCUGGAGUGCUCUAACAAUAGCCACUUGUGGUUUUCCAGCCAAAUAUAAAGAAAUCACACUAUCACGCACGAAUAUUUCUUUUUUUUUUGAAAAUUCUCACCAAGAUGCUUUUGUAUGCUUGUAAACAAUAUAAUGAGCUAUCACUGGAAUAAUUUUAACCUCUGUCGGGCGAGUAGCUUAGAAAUGAGAGUAGUCUGAGGUUUUUGCAGUUUUUUCAUCUCACCCUGUAUUUAAAUUUUGCUAAACAUGUGACCAGAAUCUGCAGGAAUCUACUACCUAUGAUUUUUUUUCAAUAUCAUCAUAGCAAAAACCUUAAACAUUCUUGAAUUUCUGGAACAGAGCAGAAGUCAACUGUUUAUUAAAUUACAUUUUUUGGAUUAAAAUGGGGCAAUCUGUGAUCGAAAGAGUAUAUAUGUACUACACUCAUGUAUUUCAUAACUGACAAUUUGACAUUACUUGUAUUAAAAACAUACCGCCUUUAACCGCGUAGCACAUCUUUAUGACUUCACUGUAUGUUAGAAAAAGACAACUAUAGUUUUAUGUGAAACAUGUCAGACGACAGGUUUUUCCAUAUGUAAUGUCAAAGUUGGACGCCAUUUCAGCUGUGAAAUACAUGAGCAAAGAACAUACGUAAUUUUUCGAUCACAGUGAGCCCUGCUCAUUUAUUAGAAAAAAUAUAAUUUAAUCAAAAGUGUUGUUUGUUUGUUGUGUGAAAAUAAAAAAAAUUAAAUUUGCGGUAAAAUUCCUUUAUAAAAAAUACUAAUUAUUUAUAAAACACAAUACAAUCUAAACGCGAUCAAAAGGAAAUAAAGAAAAAAACAUAUGCAAGUGUGUGAAAGCAACAAUUAUGAAUCAUAUGUAAAAUGCAAAGUUGACAUACACACGGAAAUACAUAUACAUGGUAAAAGUGACAACACAUUGGUACAUAUGUAAAACCCAUUUUGUCUGAUAACGACUUAACGCACUCAAUUUGUCUGAACAUUUACCGCAAAGUGAAUAAACUCAAAUCAAAAUUGCUUACUUAAAGAAAUACGAUAAACAAAAUACAAUGGAUAUCGAAAAUACAAAGUUGGAAUGGACAAAAGAAGCAGUUCUGGACAUGAUUUACUUGUGGCAAUCUUACGAGUGUCUCUACAAUCCAAAGAAUAAAUUUUACCACAACAAACAUUCCAGAUAUUCGGCUUUCAGUGCAAUUGCAGAUAAAUUGAAAAUAUACAAUGAUACUAUUGGACCAAAUGAUGUCAAGAAUAAAAUGCAGUACUUACGUGGACAGUAUACCCGAGAGCUAGCCAAAAGUAAGGAGAUGAAAAGAUUUGGCUCAGAAGAUACGUAUGUCCCGAAUGCGUAUUGGUUUAGCGAGAUGUCUUUUUUGCAAGACUUUGUCAAAAGUAGAAAAGAUAUGUACAAUUUUUAUG
Messenger RNA from Musca domestica (house fly), 3900 nucleotides. Its product is annotated as tRNA (adenine(58)-N(1))-methyltransferase catalytic subunit TRMT61A. Bases 227 to 1156 code for a protein of 309 amino acids. Lineage: Eukaryota; Metazoa; Arthropoda; Insecta; Diptera; Muscidae. Gene Ontology annotation, biological process: tRNA methylation. The transcript is spliced from 5 exons. Gene Ontology annotation, cellular component: nucleus; tRNA (m1A) methyltransferase complex. The record is from RefSeq and is a predicted model, not a curated record.